Messenger RNA from Polychytrium aggregatum, 2533 nucleotides. Its product is annotated as G subunit of NADH dehydrogenase. Gene Ontology annotation, biological process: ATP synthesis coupled electron transport. Gene Ontology annotation, cellular component: membrane. Lineage: Eukaryota; Fungi; Chytridiomycota; Chytridiomycetes; Polychytriales. Bases 64 to 2226 code for a protein of 720 amino acids. The record is from RefSeq and is a predicted model, not a curated record. Gene Ontology annotation, molecular function: iron-sulfur cluster binding; NADH dehydrogenase (ubiquinone) activity. The transcript has 5 exons.
CGCUGUGGAGCCCGCAUCGCCUUUGCCUGCACUCUUCGCUUUUCUCCCGCCUCCUCUAUCGGCAUGUUUCGCUGGGCUGCUGCUGCUCAAUCCUUGGCCGGGAAGGGUCGAUCGUUCUCGACUUCUCUACGAGUCCGCCAGGCUGCGUCCGUCCCGAAUGUCACCCUGUUUAUCAACGGAAAGUCGGUGACCGUCCCCGCGGGCGUGGCUGUCAUCCAGGCCUGCGAGGCUGCCGGUGUCGAUAUCCCGAGAUUCUGCUACCACGAGCGCCUCUCCGUCGCUGGUAACUGCCGCAUGUGUCUCGUUGAGAUGGAAAAGUCGCCCAAGCCCAUUGCUUCGUGCGCCAUGCCCGUCGGCCAGGGCAUGAAGAUCAAGACCGACACCCCUCUGGUCAAGAAGGCUCGCGAGGGCGUGAUGGAAUUCCUCCUUGCCAACCACCCCCUGGACUGCCCUAUCUGUGAUCAGGGUGGUGAGUGUGAUCUGCAGGACCAGUCUGUCCGCUACGGCAACGACCGCAGCCGCUUCAGCGAGGCUGCCGGAAAGCGCGCCGUCGAGGACAAGCCCCUCGGCCCCCUGAUCAAGACCGUCAUGACCCGCUGCAUCCAGUGCACUCGCUGUGUCCGCUUUGCCAACGAGGUUGCUGGUGCCGAGGAGCUUGGCACCUCCGGACGUGGAAACGACAUGCAGAUUGGUACCUAUGUCGAGAAAACCCUCAACUCGGAAAUGUCCGGCAACAUCAUCGACCUCUGCCCCGUCGGUGCUCUCACCAGCCGGCCCUACGCUUUCACCUCGCGCCCCUGGGAGUUGAAGAAGACCGAGUCUGUCGAUGUCCUGGACGCCGUCGGCAGCAGCAUCCGCAUCGACUCGCGCGGCGUCGAGGUGCUCCGUAUUCUGCCCCGCAUGAACGACGACGUCAACGAGGAGUGGAUCUCGGACAAGACUCGCUUUGCCUACGAUGGCCUCAAGCGACAGCGCCUGACCACGCCUCUGGUCAAGAAGGGUGACCAGCUCGUUCCAGCCACCUGGCCCGAGGCCCUCACCCGCAUCGCCAACGCUGCCGCCAAGGUACCUGCCAGCCAAAAGGUCGCCAUCGCCGGCCAGCUGGCCGAUGCCGAGAGUCUGGUCGCCCUCAAGGACCUCUUCAACCGAUGGGGCUCGGAGCAGCUGCAGCUCGAUACCAUCAGCGGCGCUUCCAACGACAUCCGAUCCAACUAUUUAUUUAAUAGCACCAUCAACGGCAUCGAGUCGGCCGACAACCUGCUCCUGAUCGGUACCAACCCGCGCCAUGAGGCCGCCAUCAUCAACAGCCGCAUCCGAAAGGCCUACCUGCACAAGGGCCUCAACGUUGCUCUCAUUGGCGAGCGCCCCAAGCUCAACUACGAGGUCGAGCACCUUGGAGCCACGGCCAAGACCAUCGAGGAUGUUGCCAACGGCCACCCCUACCUCCAGACGCUGCAGGCCUCCAAGCGUCCCAUGAUUGUCGUUGGUAGCUCGCUGUUGAAUGGCAAGGACUCGGCCGCCGUCCUGGCUGCCAUUGCCAAGCUCGCCGAGAAGGUUCCCAACCUGAUCACGGCCGAAUGGAACGGCUUCAACGUCCUGCAGCGUUCUGCCAGCUCGGCUGCCGCCCUGGAAGUCGGCUUCGCCAGCUCCCGCGAUGCCUCCAAGGACGCAAAGUUUGUCUACCUCCUCAACGCCGACGAAGUCAACCCCGCCACCAUCCCCAAGGACGCCUUUGUCGUCUACCAGGGACACCAUGGUGAUGUCGGCGCGCACAUUGCCGAUGUUGUUCUCCCCGGCGCUGCCUAUACCGAGAAGGCCGCCACCUACAUCAACACCGAGGGACGCACCCAAGUCACCCGCGCUGCUGUCCCGCCUCCCCUUGCUGCCCGCGAGGACUGGAAGAUCAUCCGCGCGCUCUCCGAGGUCUCUGGAUCAACCCUGCCCUACGACGACAUCUCGGAGCUCCGAUACCGCAUGAGCGAGGUCUCGCCCAACCUCGUCCGCUACGACGAGAUCGAGCAUAGCAGCUUUGGCAAGCUGGGUCUCGGCCAGCUGAGCCAGCAGUCGACCGCUGCCGUUCCCUCAGAGCCGCUCCAGGUCCCCAUCACCGACUUUUACAUGACCGACGCCAUCUCCAGGGCCUCAACAACCAUGGCCAAGUGCUCCCAGGCUUUCACCCAUGACCAGAAUGACAACUCUGAAGCUGGAGGCUACGUCGCCGUGUAAAUGGGAGGAGCGUCCAAUAGAACAACCGGGCCAAACACUCAGACUCGAUCGCCUAUGGCGUCGUCUUCACUUCUCCCGCCCGCUUAUCCCCCUCUCUCUCCCUCCCUCCCUCCCUCCCCUCCGCUCCUUCUCCAGCCGCUGCGGUCCAUCCUAUUUCAAUUCGGUUCAUCUCUUCAUCUCGGCAGCUUGGCUUGGGUGGCAGAGGGGUUCCUCCUUGUCCCCGCUUCCAUCUGCACUCAUCCUGCGAGCAUGGACAUGUGUUCAUCGCCCCCCCCCCUGGGCUCGAACGGCGAGAAUAUAUUUUGCG